Molecule: messenger RNA, 4720 nt
Organism: Callithrix jacchus (white-tufted-ear marmoset)
Lineage: Eukaryota; Metazoa; Chordata; Mammalia; Primates; Cebidae
Gene: CCDC127
Product: coiled-coil domain containing 127
Source: RefSeq, a predicted model, not a curated record
CCAGCUGGGCGGCCGCGGGGGACGUCGCGCCUGCGCACCACGCCACACCCUGGGCGGGGGCUGAGUGGGGGCGCCGCGCCUGCGCAAAGCGGACUUGCGGACGGUGGCGCUGGGGGCGACACCGAGGUCCCGCUUUCUCGGACUGAGGUAUAUCUCCAUGAAUAACCUAAAUGAUCCCCCAAAUUGGAAUAUCCGGCCUAAUUCCAGGGCGGAUGGUGGUGAUGGAAGCAGAUGGAAUUAUGCCCUAUUGGUUCCAAUGCUGGGACUGGCUGCUUUUCGUUGGAUUUGGUCUAGGGAGUCCCAGAAAGAAAUAGAAAAAGAGAGAGAAGCAUACCGUCAGAGAACUACUGCUUUCCAACGGGAUCUGGAAGCCAGGUACCAUGCCAUGAUCUCAGAAAAUCGGCGUGCUGUUGCUCAGCUGUCUUUAGAACUUGAAAAGGAACAAAACAGAACGGCUAGUUAUCGAGAAGCCCUUAUCUCUCAGGGACGCAAGUUGGUAGAAGAAAAGAAGCUUCUGGAAGAGGAACGGGCUCAGAUAAUGCAAGAAAAAAGACAGGUGCAGCCUUUGAGAAGUACGUAUUUGAGCUGCCUCCAGAAGGAAGAGAACUGGCAAAGGAGAGCCGGGCUUUUGCUGAAGGAGUUUGAAGCUGUUCUCACAGAAAGACAGAAUAUCUACUGCAGUCUGUUUCUUCCUCGCAGCAAGCGGCUGGAGCUGGAGAAGAGCUUACUGGUGCGAGCGUCCGUUGACCCUGUCGCUGCUGACCUAGAGAUGGGAGCCGGUCUCACCGACAUAUUUCAGCAUGAUACAUACUGUGGUGAUGUGUGGAAUACCAACAAACGCCGGAAUGGCAGACUCAUGUGGCUCUAUCUCAAAUACUGGGAACUAGCUGUUGAACUGAAAAAGUUUAAGAGGGUAGAGAAAGCCAUCCUCGAAAAGUAAAACAAGAAUGAAAUAAAACUGCUUUAGUGACUCGAGGCCAGGCAGUCAUGUGCCUUCUGGGUCUCUGGUGUCUUCUGUCCCCUCUGCCCGGGUUGUGGCCACAUCAUCACCCUUCAGCAGCGACCUCCACUCCCGCCACCCUCUGAGCAGAAGGGCAGUGAAUCCUCAGAGACAGAGGGUUUCCUGCUGAUGCUUGCAGCUGUCGGGGAUACAGUUUAUCUGAAGCAUUUUUAAGCUGCCAGUAUUGUAUUAAGCAGAAGUGUCACCUCAUGUUUUACCUCCAGGGUAAAAAAAAGUCAAAUACAAUACCGUUCCUUACCACAGGUAAUUUUCUUUCUGUUUUAUCACUCCCGAAUACUUUCCCUCAAGUUAUUUUUCUCUCUCCUGGAUUACAGUAAGAAUUUGUCAGAUAAUGUUUAGAACUGCGGAACAGAUAAUAGAAAGUGGUAAUGUUAUAUUAUCAAGGUUUUAUAAAGAUCUCUCUCACCCCAUAAGGGGAAAACACCAAGUGUUUCCUGUAUCUAGUUGUCUAAUGUAUGUUUGGAAUUUGGCUUGUGUCUGUAUUCAGCAAGCAGAUAUUUGUUAGCAAUAAUAUUUACUCAGAAAUACUUGCCAUUAUAAGUAAUAAUGCCACUUUUUAUUUGUGUAAUUCUUCACUCUUUACAAAAUGUUUUUAUAUAUAUUAUUGUUUACCGCAGUGACCAGGUAGACAGGCACUUACCACCCAUGUCACACCUGGCUGCUGGGAGUCGAGCACGUGUCCACAUUUACUCGUGAUCUUCAGUCUAAUCCUAUGAAGUGAGUCACACGUAGCUGCUGGGAGUCGAGCCCGUGUCCACAUUCACUCAUGUGACCCUCAUUCUAAUCCUAUGAAGUAAGAGUUACUAUUAGUCUAAAUUAAAAAAAAAAAAAAAAAAGAGUUACUAUUAGUCUUUGCGGGGUUAUGUGGCCUCUGUGAGAUCUCCCAGGGCCCAGCAUAGGGUGGUGCUCUCAGCACAAAGGCAGAGGGUGCGUGGGCGGUGCUCAGAGGAGCCAUGUGCUGACGCCGCAGGGCCCACUCCCUGGAGUCAUACAGACACGCUUAACUCUGAGAACAAGCCCACUGGGGACUCGGCAGCCAGGGCUUUUACUAAGGGCUGGUCCCAUGGCACGCUGCCUGGCCUGUCCGGAAGGAGAGCUGGUAUGCUCUGUACCGUUGGCACAAGCCCUGUGGGCACAGAGCCACCCUUAAGUAACGGUGCUGGGAGCUCUCCCAGAAUCCGAGUUCCCAGAUGUCGGUCCAGGGCCUGCCUUGCACACAGUCCUUGGAAGGACACCACCUUGGGCCUGCUGUGUGAAUCUGUCCUGAUGCACCUCACUUUACAGAGGUGUGAAAGAGCUAACCCGCCCGAGCCCACAAAGGGAACAGCAUGGGAGCCAGUCUGCGCCUAGGCACCUUUUCUCCAGGACUGCUGGUAAUCUGUGUGCAGUUAUUUGAUGGCGAGUGGCCGGGCAGGGGCAGGGGCAGGGGCAGGGUUGUCCAUCCGCUUUCAUGUGCCGUGUUCUCCCUGCCUGCCUGUCUUACAGGAAUUGGACAAACUGUUAAAAACCCUAAACUCAUAGAACACGUGGCAGUGUGAGAGCCGCGAUUCAUGGAGCAUGUGAUGAACCCGGAGCCGUACUCCCUUUACACUCCUGCAUUGUUUGAAAUCCUGGGAACCAACCCCUUGAGCACUGAGGAGGUGGGCUCAGUGCCGGCGUGCGCUGCCUGCCGCAGACACAGGCCUCCCACCAGGCUCUGCUUUCGGCGCCCACGCCCUGCUAAGGCUGCUCAGAUGCUCUGCUACCUUGUCUUCUUGUCUUCUGCUCUGCCACCAUCACUUUAUCUGAGAAAAAGUCAUUUUUAUUUAUUUUUUUUGAGAGGGAAUCUCUAUCCCCCAGGCUGGAGUGCAGUGGCAUGAUCUCGGCUCACUGCAGCCUCUGCCUCCUGAGUUCAAGCAAUUUUCCUGCCUCAGCCUCCUGAGUAGCUGGGAUCACAGGCACCCACCAUCACACCCAGCUUAUUUUUGUAUUUUUAGUAGAGAUGAGGUUUCACCAUGUUGGCCAGGCUGGUCUCAAACUCCUGACCUCAGGUGAUCCUCCCCGCUUGGCCUCCCAAAGUGCUGGGGUUACAGGCAUGAGCCACUGCACCUGGUGCUUAGAAGUCAGUUUUUAGGUAAAUCUGGACGAGACUCUUCCUCUCGUUUGUACUUCCUGGUGUGUCAGACGCAGCCUAAAAGGCAGUGAAGGCUCCACUCCCACGGCAGUCGGGUGUGCUGCGUGUCCCUGCAUGAAACACUCUGUGUUUGUCUUUAAAUUAAGAAAAUACAGUAACUACUUUGUAGGUGAAUGAUAUUCGAGGUGAACUGUUCAUUGUUACCCUGUUUCUAAUGUCCAGCGUGCUCACAGCCUAGCUUCCUUCUACAAUGAGAUAAAUAUGUUCAGAGCUUUCAAGCCAGUGUGGACACUGACCCAGUCCUGCAGAGUUAGGAAAACAAGCUUUUUUUUUUUUUUUUUUUUUGAGACAGAGUCUCGUUCUGUCCCCAGGCUGGAGUGCAGUGACACAAUCUCAGCUCACUGCAAUAUCUGCCUCGAGGGUUCAAGUGAUUCUCCUGCCUCAGCCUCCCCAGUAGCUGGGACUACAGGCUCCUACCACCAUGCCCGGCUAAUUUUUGUAUUUUUAGUUGAGACCAUGUCUAGUUUCGCCAUGCUGGCCAGGCUGGUCUCCAACUCCUGACCUCAGGUGAUCCACCUGCCUCGGCCUCCCAAAGUGCUGGGAUUACAGGCAUGAGCCGCCAUGCCCAGCCGGAAGACAAUCUUUCUAUAGGGUUGAUAUUAGUUGGUGUUUGUGUAGCACGGCUGCCUUCUGUCAGCAAGUGUGGGUGUUGAUGUGCUGCCACCAUCUUGAAAUGGAUUGUGUUAGGUGUGGAAUAUUUACACAGUGCUGUGCCAUUUGAUAACUGCACAGAUGUACCAAAAGAUACUUGGAUAAGCUGAGCACACAGCAAAAUCAGCAGAAGGAGAGGGUGCGUGUGACUCUCCAGUGGAAUUUUCUUCACCCAAAAUGGUUUAAAGUUACAAAAAAGGAUAGUUGUGCCGGUUGGUGUGUGUGCAGAAUUUGUAGUGACAUCAGAGUAAAGCAUCAUUUUUCCUGCUGCUUUCUUGGACAUCACAGGAACUAAAACACCUUGAGCUGGCAAAGCAGGGAGGACCCUUUGGGGUAAUGAGCGGGGCUCCAGGAGAUCCUGGGUAGAAGCAGAUCCAGGCUCCUAGGGAAGAGGAGGGCUUGCUACAGUGCAGGGGAGGCGGGCACUGUAAUCCUUGUUUAUAGUGAAUAUUGUAUAUGAGGUUGCAGUGGCUUAAAAAGGAAGGACUUUUGCGGGGAGGCAUUGAGAUUGCAGAGCCUGGGUGCAGACUUCGUGACUUCGGAAUAAAGCUAGAAGGCCUCACGGUUGACCUGGACAUUCUGAAAAUAAACGAGAGGCAGCACAUCUCUUCGUGAGUCCGGUCAGCUCGCUGGUGGAUGCACUUUUUCCUUCUCUGUUAACAUUCAUCGAUAAGGAUCCAUAAUUCCCAUAUAUUUCACACGUGUGCAGAUACGUAUGUACGUGUGAACUGGCAGAUACAUGUUGAUUUCUUAAGGGCAAAACUGGCAAACCUUGCAGCAAUGAUGGGUGUUUUGAUGAAAAAAACAUCACCAGAUAAUUUGUGUGUUUGUUAAAAGUGAAGUUAUGUCUAAUUAAAAUGUGUAACUGACGAGUU